Molecule: messenger RNA, 1389 nt
Organism: Paraphaeosphaeria sporulosa
Lineage: Eukaryota; Fungi; Ascomycota; Dothideomycetes; Pleosporales; Didymosphaeriaceae
Product: Six-hairpin glycosidase
Exons: 1
Coding region: 1-1389 (462 amino acids)
Biological process (GO): polysaccharide catabolic process
Molecular function (GO): chondroitin hydrolase activity
Source: RefSeq, a predicted model, not a curated record
AUGGACACCUCGGACGCAGCUUUCGUUGUAGAUCGGCAUCUUCCAGACCUGUUCACCGAAAACAUCACGGCCAAGGCUCUUCGAACAGCUCAGACUGCAAUCAAAGCUCUUCCGGACUUUUUCCCAGAGUACGUUCCUCAGGAUGCGGGUCAGGGCGGGAGGUAUACUCUUCGUGAGGCCGACUUCUGGACUUGUGGUUUCUUUCCAGGCACGCUGUAUACCAUCCUAGAGCGUGCCGUAAGGUUUCCUCAGAGCCUACAAUUGCCGCCUGAGAUAAGCAUUCUGCAGUUCCGCGAGCAACUCCUGACAUUGUGCCGUACAUGGGCAGAACCGUUGUACAACAUGGACACGCGCACCGACACCCAUGAUAUCGGCUUUAUUAUAAUGCCUGCAUUGCAGUUAGACUGGGAACUUUUUGGUAACCGGAAAAGUCUUGACUCGAUUGUAAGAGCCGCACGGAGCCUAGCCUCGCGAUAUAUUCCUUCUGCACGAGCAAUCAGGAGCUGGGAUAUACUCAAAACGAGAGACAUGGAGAUUCUGGAUCAAGAAGACAACAUGAUCGUUAUUAUCGACAGCAUGUGCAAUCUAGACCUCAUGUACUACGCCGCUCACCACACGCAAGAUCCAUCUUUGGCCGAAAUGGCGACUGCGCACGCCGAAACCCUAUUGAGGUCACACUUACGCCCUGAGCACGUGGUCUUGUCGAACAAACCGAAAGUCUGCUAUACUGGCCCAUGGUAUUCAACUUGCCAUGUGGCAAAUAUCGAUCCGAAAAGCGGCACUCUCAAGCAACGUCUGACUGCCCAAGGCUACGCCCACGAAUCCAACUGGGCGCGUGGACAAGCGUGGGCAAUUCUAGGAUACGCACAGGCUUAUCUCUCUACCAAAGACUGGCGUUUUCUGCAUGCUUCUUGUGGUCUUGCUGAAUACUUUCUUUACCGGUUGGAAACAACUCCAGCCUACGCGACUCCAGGCCGUUAUGUGCCGCUUUGGGAUUUUGACGCCCCCAUUGACGACGAAACCAACAUUGUCCGCGAUUCUUCCGCUGGCAUGAUCGCUGCUAAUGGAAUGCUUAUCUUGUCUCAGGCAUUAGCAGGGUUUGGUUCAGGCAUGCUGGCUUCUCGAUUUCGUGAAACUGCUAUGAUGAUAGUGCAGGAUACAAUCUCAUUUGCCUUGGCACCAGAGACGGCGACACUGGUGUGCGCAUCAAAUGGUUACAUCAGCGCAGAAGACUCGACGCCCGGAUGGUCUUUCGAAGGGAUGUUAAAGUACGGGACAGCUAACAACAACGAGCAAGCGCGAAAAAGAUAUGCGAAUCACGGAUUGGUAUAUGGAGACUACUAUCUUGUACAGUUCGGCAACCGCUUGAUGAAGAUGGGAAUUGUAUGA